CAUGAAGAGACACAUUUCCCCCGUCUUAACUUCGUUACCAAGUUAGUCCCCUUGCAUGAUUUCCCUCCUGCAUACCGUUGCAUCGCCGGUGGCAUUAACGUUGGGAGUUUGUCCAGAGGAUCUGCUAACAGGACGGAAAAGUUGAAGAUUUUGCUAGCUAUCUCUAAAGGCAGCUUGCUGGGAUUGCUUGCUAGGUUCAUCCACAGCGGCUACAAUGGGUGCACUGUUUCGCAGUGAGGAGGUGUGUCUUGUGCAGCUCUUUCUCCAAUCAGGAUCGGCUUACAACUGUGUCAGUGAACUGGGAGAGCUGGGAUUGGUCGAAUUUAGAGAUCUGAACCCAAAUGUCAAUGCAUUUCAAAGGAAGUUUGUGGGUGAAGUGAGGCGGUGUGAAGAGAUGGAGAAGACUUUCUCCAUCCUGGAACAGGAGAUCAAUCGGUCCCUGUCACCGCCCCUGGAGGGUCCGCUGCCACCCCCCUGCCCCGCCCCCUCAGCCCCCCAGCCGAGAGAGCUGCUGACUAUUGAGGAGGAGAGCGAGAGGCUAGCGAGGGAGCUGAAAGAGGUGUCUAAGAACAGAGACAGCCUCCGAGCCCAGCUGACCCAGCUGAGCCAGUACCGGGGAGUGCUCACACAGACCCACUCCCUCACUGCCUCACAGGCCCCUCCCCCAACCUUGGAGACUUCGGGCUUACUGGACAACAGACAGGAUAUUCGACUCAGUUUUGUUGCGGGUGUAGUCCAUCCCUGGAAGGCCCCCGCCUUCGAACGGUUGCUAUGGAGAGCAUGCCGGGGUUACAUCAUAGUGGAUUUUCGAGAGAUGGAGGAGAAACUGGAACUGCCAGACACUGGUGAGAUGGUGCAGUGGACAGUUUUCCUCAUCUCCUAUUGGGGCGAUCAGAUUGGUCAGAAAGUCAAGAAGAUCUGCGAUUGCUUCCACACACACACCUUUGCGUAUCCUGAAAGCACGGCAGAGAGGGCGGAGAUCCUGCGUGGGCUGGAGGGCAGGAUUGAAGACAUCCAAACGGUGCUGUCCCAGACGGAGCAGUACCUGCAGCAGCUUCUGGCCCGCGCCGUGGCGGUGCUGCCCCAGUGGAAGGUCCGGGUCCAGAAGAGCAAGGCGGUCCAGAUGGUGCUGAACCUCUGCAGCCCGUCCGUCACCGACAAGUGCCUGAUCGCCGAGGCCUGGUGCCCCGUCAGCCAGCUGCCCGUCCUGCAGAGCGCCCUGGGUGUGGGUGGGAGGAAGAGUGGCAGUGGGGUGGAUUCCUUCUACAACCGCCUGCCCACCGCCACCUCACCCCCAACGCUUUUUGCCACCAACUCUUUCACUGCUGGCUUCCAGAGCAUAGUGGAUGCGUACGGAGUGGCCAGCUACAGAGAAGUCAACCCCGCGGUGUAUACGAUCAUCACCUUCCCCUUCCUGUUUGCGGUCAUGUUUGGGGACGUGGGGCAUGGCCUCCUCAUGACCCUGGCAGCGCUCUGGAUGGUCCUGGAAGAGAAGGACCCCAAACUGAGGAGCAACACUAAUGAGAUCUGGAAGAUGAUGUUUGGGGGCCGGUAUCUGAUCCUGCUGAUGGGCCUCUUCUCCAUCUACACGGGGGCCGUCUACAACGAGUGCUUCAGCCGCGGCCUCAGCCCCUUCGCCUCCGGCUGGCACCUGCAGCCCAUGUUUCAGCACUACAACUGGAGUGAUCAGACACUGCGAGAUAACCAGUUCCUCAGUCUGGACCCCGCUGUAAAAGGAGUAUUUGAAGGCCCUUAUCCCUUCGGCAUUGACCCCAUCUGGAGGUUGGCCAAUAAUCACCUGACCUUCCUCAACUCCUACAAGAUGAAGAUGUCUGUGAUCAUCGGCGUGAUACACAUGACCUUCGGAGUCUGCCUGUCCUUCUUCAACUACAUACACUUCCGGGAUGUGAGCAGCAUCUUCUUGGUGCUGAUCCCAGAGCUGGUCUUCAUGCUCUGUCUCUUUGGGUACCUGGUCUUUAUGGUGGUGUACAAAUGGAUUGCAUACGGACCCCUGCAGUCAGAAGAAGCGCCCAGCAUCCUCAUCCAUUUCAUCGAUAUGUUCCUUUUCGCAAAGAACGCAGACAACCCCCCGCUGUACACUGGACAGACGAUAGUACAGAUGGUGCUGGUCAUUUUGGCUCUGUGCUCAGUACCGGUCUUACUGCUGGGAAAGCCAAUCUUCCUCCUCGUCACACACAAGAUGAGGUCUCGCCGCAGGGGUUCGCGGCGCCCUCUGCUGGCAGAAAAUGGCUCCAUCAACGCUCUUCUGGGUGAUGUCGAGGAAGGGGAACAGAGGGAGGAGGAGGAGUUUGACAUGUCGGAGGUGUUCAUGCACCAGGCCAUCCACACCAUAGAGUACUGCCUGGGCUGCAUCUCCAACACCGCCUCCUACCUGCGGCUAUGGGCCCUCAGCCUCGCGCAUGCUCAGCUGUCGGAGGUGCUGUGGGUGAUGGUGAUGAGGAGCUCCUUCUCCUGGCAAGGCUACGUGGGCUCGGUGGUGCUGGCCGUGAUCUUCUCCGUCUUCGCCGUGCUGACGGUCUCCAUCCUGCUGGUCAUGGAGGGACUGUCGGCCUUCCUGCACGCCCUCCGUCUGCACUGGGUGGAAUUUCAGAACAAGUUCUACAGUGGUUCAGGCUACAAACUCAACCCUUUCUCAUUUGCCUCCAUCAUAAAUACAUCAUUAGCCAAUUAAUAAUGGUUGCCAAAUAAAGGUGAGAUGAGUAGAGUAGGUAUUUUUUCGCACUUAUAAUCAUGUGGGAUCCACCACACACUUCACAUCGAUUGCUCUUUUUUUGUUGUUUUUUUUUUUUUUUUUUUGGACACUGAAUUUUUAUAUUGUUCGAAACUCACUUCUUUACACAGUGAUCAGUCAUCUGUUUUACCCACAGAAAUACCCGUGAACGGUCCUGGGAUGACAAUGGAGAUUCUUACAUUUACGCCUGUUCUGUUUUUCUUUUUUAAUACUUUAUGUGUUUUCAGUUUGGGUCAGGUUGGAUUCACAUUAAACAUAAUUUGCAGAGUGAGGGGUGCUUGUUUCUGUUUCCCAGAAUUUCAUGUGUGGUUUGCAUGCAUUCAGGUUUACUCAGGAAAGCCUUUGGGUCUGGCGACCCCUGGUGGAAUUUGUCCUCAGUACAUGCUAAAUUGAAGUCCUUAAGCCAGGAAGUUGGCAGACCGGAUAGACAGUAGAUUGUUCAGUUUUCCUCAAGGGAACAGCACUAAACAUAUUAAGCAGACAGAUUUGAUUAUAAAAAGGGAGAGCCUUAUAUCUGAAAGAUUUGCAGAGGAGGCCUUUAGAAAUGAAACACCAGAACAGUAUUUUUGGUGUCUUAAAUGAAUGGAAGCUUAGCUUUGUGAUGAAGCGGAAUCUUUUUGAAAACAGCCUUAAUUUUUUUUUUCUCCCCGCCAUAUCACUCCUGUGUAAAAUUAAAGAUGAGCUUCUAUUCAGCAUGCAACAGUUGCAGUAUCACUGAUAAAUGGCCAAAAGACAAAAGACAAA
Molecule: messenger RNA, 3496 nt
Organism: Megalops cyprinoides (Indo-Pacific tarpon)
Lineage: Eukaryota; Metazoa; Chordata; Actinopteri; Elopiformes; Megalopidae
Product: V-type proton ATPase 116 kDa subunit a3-like
Exons: 21
Coding region: 215-2692 (825 amino acids)
Biological process (GO): vacuolar acidification; proton transmembrane transport
Cellular component (GO): plasma membrane; vacuolar proton-transporting V-type ATPase complex; vacuolar proton-transporting V-type ATPase, V0 domain
Molecular function (GO): ATPase binding; proton-transporting ATPase activity, rotational mechanism
Source: RefSeq, a predicted model, not a curated record